This is a messenger RNA of Lolium rigidum, 1988 nucleotides long. Its product is annotated as chaperonin CPN60-like 2, mitochondrial. Lineage: Eukaryota; Viridiplantae; Streptophyta; Magnoliopsida; Poales; Poaceae. Bases 1 to 1758 code for a protein of 585 amino acids. Gene Ontology annotation, cellular component: mitochondrion; cytosol. The transcript has 16 exons. Gene Ontology annotation, molecular function: ATP-dependent protein folding chaperone; ATP binding. Gene Ontology annotation, biological process: protein refolding. The record is from RefSeq and is a predicted model, not a curated record.
AUGUACCGGGCGGCGGCGGCGGCCAUUUCCAGGUCCUCCUCCUCCUCGGCGCUGCGGAGGCAGCUCGCCCGCGGGGCCGGCGGCGGCGGCGGCGGCGGGGGCGAGCAGCGGCAGUGGGCGCGCGGGUACGCGGCGAAGGAGAUCACCUUCGGCGCCGACGCCCGCGCCGCCAUGCUGCGGGGCGUCAACGACCUCGCGGACGCCGUCAAGGUCACCAUGGGGCCCAAGGGGCGCAAUGUGAUUAUCGAGAGACCGAACAGAUCUCCCAAGGUCACCAAGGACGGGGUCACCGUCGCCAAGAGCAUAGAGUUCAAGGACAGCGCCAAGAACGUCGGGGCCAACCUGGUGAAGCAGGUCGCUGAUGCCACUAACAAGGUCGCUGGAGAUGGUACCACUUGCGCCACUGUGCUUACACAGGCUAUUCUCACGGAAGGGUGCAAAGCUGUGGCAGCUGGAGUCAAUGUUAUGGACUUGCGUAAAGGUAUGAACAAGGCCAUAGAUGCUGUCAUUGCUCACCUCAAAAGUAAAGCAUGGAUGAUUGAUUCCCCAGAGGAAAUAAACCAGGUAGCUACCAUUUCUGCAAAUGGUGAAAAGGAAAUUGGAGAUCUGAUAUCAAAAGCGAUGGGGAUAGUUGGAAAGGAUGGAGUCAUUACCAUUGUUGAUGGCAAAACUUUGGACAACGAGUUGGAAGCAGUACAGGGAAUGAAGCUGUCAAGAGGUUACAUAUCUCCUUACUUUGUGACUGAUCAGAAGACUCAGAAAUGUGAGAUGGAAAAUCCUCUGAUCCUUAUUCAUGACAAGAAAAUUGCAAACAUGAAUUCACUUCUUCCAGUAUUGCAAAUUUCCAUCCAGAAAAAGAAACCUCUUCUCAUUUUUGCUGAUGUAGAGGGAGAAGCUCUAUCAAUGCUUGUACUGAACAAGCAUCGUGCUGGACUAAAGAUAUGUGCUGUCAAAGCUCCUGGAUUUGGUGAAAACAGAAAGGCCAACCUGGAUGAUUUGGCUGUUUUGACAGGAGGGCAGGUUGUUAGUGAGGACCAAGGUCUUGAUCUCAGUAAAGUGGAAUUACAGAUGCUAGGCACAGCUAAGAAGGUUACCAUAUCUCUUGAUGAUACUAUCAUUCUAGAUGGUGGAGGUGACAAGCUACAGAUAGAAGAGAGGUGUCAACAGCUUAGAGAAUCAUUUGAGGACAGCACCGCUGUGUUUGACAAAGAAAAGGCUCAAGAGCGUUUAGCAAAGUUAUCUGGAGGUGUUGCUGUCCUCAAGAUUGGUGGAGCUAGUGAAGCUGAAGUUGGUGAGAAAAAAGAUAGGGUAACAGAUGCUCUAAAUGCUGCAAGAGCUGCUGUGAAGGAGGGUAUUGUUCCAGGUGGUGGAGUUGCCCUUUUAUAUGCCACCAAGGAGCUUGACAAGAUUAGCACAUCACAUGAGGAUGAAAAGAUUGGAGUUCAAAUAAUCAAGAAUGCUUUGAAGGCCCCCUUGAUGACCAUAGCUGCAAAUGCUGGCGUUGAUGGUUCUGUAGUUGUUGGGAAGCUACUGGAACAAGAUAACCUUAGCUUGGGAUAUGAUGCAGCGAAAGCGGAGUAUGUUGACAUGAUCAAGGCUGGUAUCAUUGACCCUGUAAAAGUGAUCCGAACUGCACUUCAAGAUGCAGCAAGCGUUUCUCUGUUGAUGGUAACCACUGAGGCUGCAGUUGCUGAGCUGCCUGCGACAACAGCCAGAAUCGCCAGUCGUAUGCCAGAUAUGAGCGGAAUGGGUUUCUGAGGACAGUUCGACAUGAUAUCUGACUUACCCCUUUUUGGUUGAAGACAUUGCUGGAUGAUAAACUUAACACCCCCGGCAUGUACAUGAACAGAAAUUCCUGUUCCUGUCAGAUGAGAGGUGCAAAGCUGGCACCUAUUUUGAUAUCUGAACUUAUGGUUCAGUGCUGAUGUAACCGUAACUAAAUUCAGAGCCCUUUGAUUUAGGGUCGAAAUUUAAAUGAACUCAGAGAA